ACAUGGCAUACUCGGGUGCAGUCGCAUGUGCACAAAGGGCAACAUGGCGGAAAAUUACAAAAAAUGGGUACAAUCUUUUAAGUUGUAUCUUCGCGCGUCUUCGUUGGACGAAGAAUCAGAUGCACGCAAAGUCGCGCUGUUCUUGCAUUCAAUUGGUGAGCGUGGCGUCGAGAUUUUUAAUUCUUUCGAGAAAGAUGAAGAAAAAAUCGCAUAUGCCGAUUUACUGAAGUUAUUCAACGACUAUUUCAUACCAAAGACCAACAUAACAUACGAAUGCCACAUAUUUUUCACGUACAAGCAGGGUGAAGAGGAAACUCUAGACGAGUUCGUCACAAAUUUACGAGCGAAAAGUCAAACGUGUAAAUUUGGAUCACUGCAAGAUACAUUGAUCAAAUCAAUGUUUAUAUGCAACAUGCAUUCAAAAUAUGCUUAUGUUCAAGAAAAACUGCUUGUGCAGGAUGACUUAAGCUUAGAUGGAGCAUUGCAAGUAGCCAAGGGCUUAGUCGCAGCCAAGAAGCAUGCGCAAACUAUGCAAGAGCCGAAUGUAUUAUACAUGGACAGGUCUAGGUCACGUACGCCAUCAAGAUACACGUCAUCGAGUCAACGUCCACAGCGUUCACAGUCACAACAGAGUCGACACAGGUCACAACAGUCAAGUCAGCAACGCCAAGCGCAGUCAAGUCAGCAACGUCAGUCAUCGUGUGGAAAAUGCGGUCAAGUUCACAGAUUCAAGUGUCCAGCUGUCAAUGUAGAAUGCCUGAAUUGUCACAAAAUAGGACAUUUCAAGAGAAUGUGCAGGUCAUCAGGCAAUCAUGUGCGCUAUGUAGAAAAAGCGGAAGAAUCUGAUGAUUUCUUUGUAGGACACAUCAAGAGAAACGCAGAUCCUGAAUCAGAUUGGAAAAUCAAGCUUACAAUAAAUGGUGUGGAUAUUAAUUGUCUUAUAGAUACCGGAAGUGGAGCGGAUGUAAUAAACAUCAAAGACUAUGACAGUCUCAACCUCAAGGCCAAGAUAGACAAGAGUCAGACAAGUCUUACUGCAUAUGGUAAACAUAAAAUUGACGUUUUAGGCGAGCAAACGCUUAUGUGUAAAUUGUCUGUCAACAAUAUGGUUGUCGUAAAGCCUAUAACAUUUCAAGUCGCAAAUGUUGAUUCACCUACUGUGUUAGGAAGAAUAACGUGUAGUCAACUGGGUCUAGUAAAACGGAUUUAUACCAUAGAACCUGAUGAACGUCAAGAUAAGUCAUGUCAAACAAAUUUGUUAGAAUCAGGUAAGUCUAAAGAAAACAACACGUCAAUGUCAGGUAGUCAAAUGUCACAGUCGAGUAGUCAAAACAGUCAAAAUAAAAUGUCUAUGUCUAACAAUAAGUCAAAAGUUGAAAUGUCAAAUUCACAGUCAAAUGAUAAGUUUAUACAAAAGUUACUGUCUGAUUAUAAUAAUGUUUUUGUCGGUCUAGGAUGUCUACCAGGUGAGUGUAACAUAACUGUUAAUCCAGAUGUCCCGCCAAGGAUUGAUGCGCCAAGGAAAGUGCCAUUUGCACUUUAUCCCAAACUUCAGCAGGAAUUGGACAAAAUGGAACAGAUGGAUGUCAUCGUGAAGGUCCAGGAACCAACUCAGUGGUCCAGAUGGAUUCGUUGGUAGACGCAACAGGCAGCACAUCUUACUACCAAAAUCAAGGUCAGUAUCACCAUCACCUAAGCAGGAAGUUCAACGUCAGGAAACUCCUAAGCCGGAAUCCCAACAAGAGAAGUCAGCUGAACAGGAAUCCCGAUCCCAGUACGCUUCAGCAACGAGUCAGGCUGAGGAUACACGUACACCGACUUCUGCAGCGACUGUAUAUUCCAAAUUUGGUCGUUUAAUUAAACCGCCUAGAAGGCUUGACUUAUAAUUUGACUGGUAAUUUAUUAAG
Molecule: messenger RNA, 1907 nt
Organism: Leguminivora glycinivorella
Lineage: Eukaryota; Metazoa; Arthropoda; Insecta; Lepidoptera; Tortricidae
Exons: 2
Coding region: 26-1639 (537 amino acids)
Source: RefSeq, a predicted model, not a curated record